Messenger RNA from Platichthys flesus (European flounder), 5481 nucleotides. RefSeq names its product serine palmitoyltransferase 2-like. NCBI's taxonomy places the organism in Eukaryota, Metazoa, Chordata, Actinopteri, Pleuronectiformes, Pleuronectidae. The transcript is spliced from 12 exons. Gene Ontology annotation, cellular component: serine palmitoyltransferase complex. Gene Ontology annotation, biological process: ceramide biosynthetic process; sphingosine biosynthetic process. Bases 207 to 1916 code for a protein of 569 amino acids. Gene Ontology annotation, molecular function: pyridoxal phosphate binding; serine C-palmitoyltransferase activity. The record is from RefSeq and is a predicted model, not a curated record.
GUGACCGUGUGCGUGUGUGCCGCGUGUGUGCGUGAGUGAGAGCUGCAUGUGUGAGUGGCGUGUGUGAGUGUGACGGUGCCUGAGAGUUUGUUGCGCGCCUGGAAUCGUCCGCAGCUCGGGUGCUGUCACCGCCUCACACCGCGGCCACAGCUCCGUGUUCGCUUCAUGCGAGUUCCCGUCGCGGCUCUUCCACCCGUCCGCCAGCGAUGACUGAGAGCCCCGCCACCCAGCCGCCCGCCGGGGAACGGUGUGAGCGGGUGAAGAACGGACUGAAGCCCGAGAGGAACGGCUUCGUGAAGAGCCUCCACCGCUCCCGUGAGCGCCAGCACAAGCGCCACUGCCACCCCGAGGAGGAGGAGGUCCGAACAUCCUCCCAUGAUGGCAGCCUGUACAAUCAGCCCUUUAUCGAGACGUUUGAGGAGACGCCCAUGCUGGUGGCGGUGUUCACCUACAUGGGCUACGGCAUCCUGACCAUCUUCGGGUACCUCCGCGACUUCCUCCGUCACUGGAAGAUCGAGAAGUGCAACGUCGCCAGCGAGAGGGAGGAGCAAAAGGACUUUGUGCCCCUCUACCAGGAUUUUGAGAACUUCUACACCAGGAACCUCUACAUGCGGAUCAGAGACAACUGUAACAGGCCCAUAUGCAGUGCCCCUGGGGCCAAGAUGGACCUGAUGGAAAGAACGUCCAGAGACUACAACUGGACGUUUGAGUACACAGGUCGGUCAUUGCCGGAUGUGAUUAACUUGGGCUCCUAUAAUUACCUGGGCUUUGCAGAGAACACAGGUCCGUGUGUUGACUCGGCGGCAGAAGUCACCAUGAAGUACGGCGUCGGAGUUGCAAGCUCCAGGCAGGAGAUUGGCAACCUGGACUGUCACGAGGAGAUGGAGAAAUUGAUGGCGGAGUUCCUUGGCGUUGAAUCAGCUAUGGUGUUUGGGAUGGGGUUCGCCACCAACUCCAUGAACAUACCAGCACUGGUAGGCAAGGGCUGUCUGAUCCUGAGUGAUGAACUGAACCAUGCGUCACUGGUCCUGGGAGCCAGACUCUCUGGUUCCACCAUCCGAGUCUUCAAACACAACAAUAUGCAGAAGCUUGAGAAACUGCUGAGAGAAGCCAUAGUUCACGGGCAGCCGAGGACUCACAGACCAUGGAAGAAGAUCCUCAUAGUGGUGGAGGGCAUUUUCAGCAUGGAGGGCAGUAUAGUCCGCCUGCCAGAGGUGAUCGCCCUCAAGAAGCGCUACCAGGCUUACCUUUACGUCGACGAAGCCCACAGCAUCGGGGCCCUGGGGCUGAGAGGGAGAGGUGUGGUCGAUUACUUUGGCCUGGAUCCCAGCGACGUGGAUGUCAUGAUGGGCACAUUUACCAAGAGCUUUGGUGCUGCAGGGGGAUACAUUGCAGGGAAACGGGAUCUUAUUGAGUACCUGCGCUCCCAUUCCCACAGUGCAGUCUACGCCGCCUCCAUGUCUCCUCCUGUGGUGGAGCAAAUCAUCACUUCUAUGAAGUGCAUUAUGGGAGAGGAUGGCACAACAAUAGGCUGUGAUCGUGUUCGGAAGCUGGCAGAAAACACAGUCUAUUUCCGCGAGAGGCUUGAGGCAAUGGGCUUCAUCAUCUACGGCAACAUCGACUCUCCUGUCAUACCCAUGAUGCUCUACAUGCCUGCAAAGAUAGGAGCAUUUGGGAGGGAGAUGCUGAAGAGGAACAUCGGGGUGGUGGUGGUGGGCUUCCCAGCCACGCCCAUCAUUGAGUCCCGGGCGCGCUUCUGCAUCUCAGCCGCCCACACAAAAGAGAUACUCGACAGGGCUCUGUGUGUCAUCAACGAGGUAGGAGACCUGCUUCAGCUCAAGUACUCCCGGCACAGAAUACAGCCUUCGUUGGGGCGGCCUUCUGACGACAACAUGUACCAGGACAUUGACGACUGACUCCCAUCCAGAAAUGGCCUGGGCCUCUGCAGCCCCAGGAAAAUACAGAACGGGUCGAAACUGAUCGCAAGUCUUCCACAAGGAGCGAGAUGCGCACAGAUGCCCCUUGUCACUAGCUUGCCAUAACGCACCCCUCCCAUCCCCAAAAAGAGUAAAACAUUUAGAACUAAUUCUACUUUGCCUUACGUAAACAUGCAAACCCUGUGGAAAACUCACUGAAAAACCACAUCCCUGCUUUUGUUUGUGAACUUUCAUUUCUCUUUUUAUAAGUGUGCAUCUAAAAAAUGUGUUCAUGGGGGUGGAAUAUGUGUGUUUGUGUGUACGUUUGCAGUGCCUGUAGCAUUCGUCACGUUAAACCUUACUGCCACGUAUGUGAGUUGGACAGAUGUGAGCUUUCCAAAUGGGGAUAUUGUUCCUGUUGUUCCUUAAUCAAAAUUACAUACAAGUUACAACAUAAAAUGACACAUAUCUUUCCAUCCAUGUCUGGAAUUCCUGACAAUUAAUGUUGGAUACAAAAAUAAUUGCCAAAUAUUAGGUGCUGAACAGAAGAUGACUUCAGACUAAUAGUUUCUGGAAUACAAACCUUUCAGGAAAUAGACCUAUCCUCCUUUGUUUCCAAAAGUUCCCAAAUCAAUACUCUCCAGCUUUUACAGUUGAAAUUAAGCUUGAGCCUUUCAAUGUAAUUUUUACCUUUUAGAUUUUUUUUUUUAACAAACACACCUCACUUGUAACAAGUCAAAUGUGCAGUAGAUUGAACCAAAAUCUGUUGCACAUGGUGUCAUCAAUUAAAAUCCCUUAUCAAAUAUGUCUGAUUCCAUUGUAAAUGGAAAAAGCUAAACACUGACAAAUCUACAGUCCCUGUUCAAAACAGUAUGUGUGUUUUGUCACCUUCAAGUUAGAAAUAAUGAUCGUUGAGUUGCAUUGUCACUGACAGUUUAACUAAGAAUAUUAGUAAUCAAAUGUUGUGGGUUCAUCCCACAAAACAGGAUUACACUUUAUAUUUAUCCAGAUUUAUAUCAGUUAAGUCAAGUUAAGUUUUAACUUUGCUCUCAGUGGCUACACUUUAAAAAUUAGUUAUUUUUAUUGACCAAGAAAAACACCAGUUUUUAUAAAGGAUCCACUUAAAGAGUAAAACUGUUAUUCAGACCCUUAGUCAACUACUGCCAUUGAAAAUGGUAAGAAAUGAAUUUGUAUCCUAGAUGCUCAUGGAUGUUGUCAGCCUCUUUUCACCACUACUGUUACAUGUCAUCAUCACUGGCAUCGUGUGUAUCCAGGGGAUUUGUUUUUGUUUGUUUGUUCAGUUUUUCAAUUCACAUAAUUCAAAGGCGGAGUUGUUACUGUAACAAUAGCCUUUUCCUUUUCUUUUUUUUUUUUGAUUGAAAGGCUCAUGCAAGUGUAAGCUGUUCUCCACUUAAGUGUUGAGGGUCAGUUAAGUCAUUUUGAGGAAAGGAGAACAAAAAGACAUUAUAUUUAUAUAGUCAUAUCUCCAGGCCUGACAGGAGAAUACUAAGAGGACUAAAGUAGACUGGGUGGAAUUCAACAUUGAUAGAAAUACUCUGCAUUUCCACUAAAUUUCUUUGGUACGGAGCCACUAAAGUCCUGACAGGUGAUUUUAUAGAAUUUUGUGUGGUUUACUUGUAUAGAUAAAUAUCUUGGUGCCGAGGUGAGUACGUGAUCUCUCACUAGGUGUCGUGAAGCCUUCCCUGAUUCUAUUUGGGUUUUAAUUUUUCCUAUUUCAGCUUCGACGUUCCGUAUUGGUUUUUACACAUCAAAGUGUUUAUAUCUUCAAUUUGAAAAACGGAUUUUAUGACUAGUCUGAGUUUUUAAAACACUUUGUGGAUUUUGUAACGUGAUCUAAUUUAUUAUGUUUUAAUGCAAGAUAUUGACUCAUUCCCACGUGGUCAAUAUCCUGUUUGCACAAGAUAACCUUGUGGUAAAAGUUAGUUAUUGUAUAGUCCAGUCUGCAUGUAUUGAAAACCACAGGGAAGUUGCUUCAAAGCUUUUAACAGCUGCAGUAGUUUCAUUGUAUGACAUAAGUGAAAAUAGAACAUGAUGAGCUGAGUACUCUCCAUCAAGUGGCUGAGUGUAUCUGAAGCCAGGAAAGACUCAUUUGAAAGCAAUGUAUUGUGUGCAGACAAGUUAUUUAUCUUGUGUGAAUAUCACCAUUUGGGACUGAAGGGCCUCCGUACUAGGUGCUUAUUAGUACUGACCUUGCUGCUUUGUGAUAUUGUUAAAAUGCCUUGCAAAACCAAGUGUUAUCUUUCUGCUGUGACUCAAACGUCAUGGAUAACUUUAAAUUGUCUGCGUGUGUGUGUCUCUUGCUUUUUCUUGUACACAGCCGUCUGUCUUUUGAACUCUCGGGUUAUCUUUACAAUGUGCUAUGGAGAUUUUAAACUCCUUAAUGAAGGCAGCUGUAAAGAAAUACAUAAAUACACAUUUAAAAAAAAAAAGUCCCACACACAAACAAUUACUCUUGCACUUGUGCGACUUUGCAAAUAUCAUGUGAGCACUUGUUCCAUGUAUCGAUGCAUGUACAGCUGCUCCACACCACAGCCAGAUACUGGGAUAUACACACUUCUGCUAUGAUAUGGCUUGUUUUGAAUGUUGUGAUAAAAAUCUGCUUAUUAGUGUCAGAGAACGUUUGAGUUAACGUGUCUGUUUGGGUCCAGGGAGGUUGAUUUGUUUUAUUUCAAAUUGAUUUCGAUCUGUCACUGUAACAGUGGUGCUUGUGUCAGUGUUAUUGUGCUCGAAGCAAAGUGUCGAUGUUAUUCUGAGGAUAGCAGCCAUUCACAACAUAUUUGUAUAUCAAAAUGACAUUUACAUUAUUUGUUAGGUCCCCAAACUUCAAGGCCUCAUGUCUGACUAAUGAAGCAGACUUAAAUUUAAUUCAGAGAAUCCUUCACGAUUAGUUCUUGUACAAACAAUAAGAAGAUGUUGUGACACUUUAAAUCCACAGCAUGUUCCCAGAUUAUCUUAACAAUUAAGCCACAUUGGUCUGAAGUCAUCGGAGCAGAUUAACCUUCCUGCCUUUUUUUUAUGAUCUGUGAGCUUUGUUGUUGAAAGAGAGCAGUGGAAGAGGGCCCCACUAUUUUGUACAAAGUUUAUUUUGUUUCCACGGGUUAGGGCUGAUGACAAUUUUUUGUUUACUAUUAAGUCACCAGAGAAAAAUGGUCGCCACUAUUACAGGCAGCAUUUUUCAAAAGUACUGGAGCCGUGCCGAUAAUGGCGGCAAUUAUUCCAUCGGCGUAUUAUCACAAGUCAGAGAUGAUUGUUUCUGACACAGUGCCUUUUGAUGCCAAUGAUUUUCUAAGAAUUCAGACGAGAGUAAGUGUCAUUUACUUGGAAUGUUCAUCUUUUAGUCUUAUUGGUUUCUUUUAAUACAACUGUGCUUGUUAUUAGCUCUGGGUGUUGUCUGUGUUGACUAAUGGCCAUGCAUUUGAUCAUAGAAAACGCACUAUUUGCAACAUAUCAGCAAAUAAUAAUUGUGAAAAAAUAAUAAUAAAUACUGUUUGUCAAGUGUCACCCAUGUUAAUGAUGGUAAAUCAUUAAAAGAAUAAUAACAAAA